This is a messenger RNA of Dermacentor silvarum, 1284 nucleotides long. Its product is annotated as transmembrane protein 50A. The transcript is spliced from 7 exons. Bases 100 to 639 code for a protein of 179 amino acids. The record is from RefSeq and is a predicted model, not a curated record. Gene Ontology annotation, biological process: protein targeting to vacuole; late endosome to vacuole transport via multivesicular body sorting pathway. Lineage: Eukaryota; Metazoa; Arthropoda; Arachnida; Ixodida; Ixodidae.
UGCUGCAGCUAGAGAGUUCUAUCUGCAGCCAACGGAGUGGCAGCUGGAGCGGCGUUCAAGCACCGUUAACCAUACUGUGUCGUACGGCCAAAAAUAAGCAUGGCUGGGUGCUUUGACAACAUUCAGUUCAAUCGCCCCGAAUGGAUGGAGCUCGGCGAAAAGAGAAAUGCUAUAGCGUCCAUUGUGGCCGGAUCUUUGUUCUUCAUCGGCUGGUGGAUUAUUAUCGAUGUGGCAGCACACUACCCCUCCAAUGCUGAUUUCAGCCACGCUUUCCAUGUCUGCGGCGUCAUGAGCACAUUGUCCCUGUUCAUGAUCAAUGCCGUGUCCAAUGGCCAAAUUCGAGGUGACUCUUACACAACUGGCUGCAUCGGCCAAAGGGGUGCUCGGGUGUGGCUGUUCCUUGGAUUUGCCCUUGGAUUUGGCUCACUCAUUGCAUCGUGCUGGAUCUUGUUUGGUGAUUACGUCACACAAGGUCGUCUGAGAGAUGAAAGCUUUUUUGAUGACCCAAAGCUGGCCCAUCUUGUGCCAGUCAGAAGGGAGGUGCAGUGGCCUGGCAUUGCGAUUUUCCUCCAGAACUCCUUCAUCUUUCUCGGGGCCUUGGUGUUCAAGUUUGGGCGAACUGAAGACCUGUGGGGCUGAGACAGCAUCAAAAUUGUCACCGGGGCUGCAUAAUCUUAGUCACAAAAAUUGUUAAUAAGACGUUGUACUUAAGUCUUAGCAACCACGGUUUUUUUCAUUCUUCAGUAACGUUGCUCCUGAUGAAUUUUCGUCGGCUCUGUUUUUUGUGAAUGUUGCUUAAUGCUAAUGUACGGCCUAUUUAGUGUAUAUUACCUCGUUACUACAUUGUUUUAAUAAUAUUAUCCGACCGUGUUGUAUGCUGAUAGGAUUUAGCUUAUGUAAGCUUCUUGUCCUUCAGUUUGAGCUGCAGUGUCAAUCUACAAGCCUCAUGGCAACCUGUACCUACUUUUAUUUCUAAGAAAGUUAGCAUGUAUUGAUAUUUGGAUCAAGUUUUCUGCUAUGCUUCAUCGCAGCCAUUAUCAAAUCAUAUUGUUAAUAGUUUGCUUUGUGGAAAGGAAAUGUUGCAUUGUUUCAGAUUUUUACAACUUAAAUAUGCCCGCAUGACUUGGUGGAAUUUGGGUGCAUAACUUUAAUGUCGUAGCACGUUGUCUUCUCACACUGUUUCGAUUUGUGACAUAAGCAAUUGCCACUUGUGAUUUAUAAUUAUAUGAAUUGCUUGGAAAGGGCGUCAGCCCUAAAUAAAUUGCAUGCUCUUGAGUCUCUUAA